AUGGUACGGGAUGUUAUUGGCAACAUCAACGUCAACCAUGUCACAAACUUCUUAUCGCGUACCUGUAACAAGCGUGUUGAGCGUCUACCAUUUGAUUCCAUUCCCGAGCUCUCUCAGUCGAAGCUUCAGAGUGCGGUACUCACCCUUGAGCUACCUUCGAUAGAUUCAUCACUUUCUACUGAAGGGAAGAAGGCCAUCCUAGAGCAACACGACAACUUUAUCUCGAGUCUGGCAGAGAAUUACUUUACGAGCAACGACUACACUCUAAUUUACCUUACUCAGAGCAUGUACUCUGCUAAAACAGCUGAGUCUUCCUCGGAAGCACAUGAGUACAACGCAGAGAUACCUUUCAUGCACAGUGGGGAGCUCGUGCGCAGAAAUCUUGCAGGCAGAAAGAAUGGAUCGGCGAACGGCAACCAGACUAUCGUCGAUGGACCACUGUUUGACAAGUACCAAUUCUUCACCCCAGGCAUUUUCAUGGGUCUUUUUGUGGGCCUCAUUCUCCUCGCCAUCCUUUACGUCGGCAUCUCUGCCCUAUCGAGUCUUCAAGUCACGUAUGGAGCUUUCGAUAAAGAGCAAGGACAGCUGGCUGCUAAGAAGCAGCAGUGA
Molecule: messenger RNA, 609 nt
Organism: Lithohypha guttulata
Lineage: Eukaryota; Fungi; Ascomycota; Eurotiomycetes; Chaetothyriales; Trichomeriaceae
Exons: 2
Coding region: 1-609 (202 amino acids)
Biological process (GO): (1->6)-beta-D-glucan biosynthetic process; fungal-type cell wall biogenesis
Cellular component (GO): endoplasmic reticulum membrane
Source: RefSeq, a predicted model, not a curated record